GCUUUCAAUAACUGAAUCUCACUCUGUCAGGAGCGGAGAUUCCUGUCAGCAUUCUUUGACUGCGGCGUGUACUGGAGGCUGAUUUCCGGAUGCAUAGGCGGUCAGGUUCUGCCAUCAGGGGUAGCUCGCCGCCUUCGCUCCGGAUGUGGGGGGUCGGCGAGGGUCUCGACCGGCAGCGUCUCACAAGACAGCGUCAAGUUACCCGGACACUCGAAUAGAUGAAAAUCGAGUGGCUCUGGACCGAUCCCGUUGGCUUCGAGCUUGCUAACCAUGCAGGCCUUUGUCCCUAAGAACCGGAGACCUAGAUUCGAGUUGGUCUUGAGAAUCAUCGACCUCAACAAUGUCCCACUCGUGAGCGGUACCGCAUUCGUCAAAUGGCGCUUGCCGUCAUCCAGUGCGACUGAACACCACGGCCAUACGGAUAAGGCAGUCAUCGUAGACCAUAGGGCAUACUGGAACUACGAAAAGGUCCUGCAGGUCAGGCUCACCAUUGACCGAAACCAGACCCUCCACGAAUGCGAGCUAUACUUCGAGAUUAUCCAGGAAUUUGCGUCUGGAGGGAACAAUGACAAAAAUCUGCUGGGAAGGAUAAGACUCAACCUGUCCGAAUAUGUGGACAAGAGCGACGACGACGAGGGCAUCGUACGGAGAUACUUGAUGCAAGAUAGCAAAAUAAACAGCACGCUCAAAGUCGGGAUAGCUACACGUCAAGUCGAAGGGGAUCGGAAUUUUAUUACGCCUCCUCUCAAAUCAGCCAUGGUCUUUGGAGGAAUCGCAGGGGUUGUAUCCUCGGAACAAGGAGAACACGAUGACCUGGGCCGGCUACCGACGAUCAACACUCAGAGCCGCGAAGUUACAGACAUGCAAGACAUGUACCGCCGCACUCUGGCCGCCUCUUGGAAUUCGCGGGCGGACGAUUUACCGGCGGAUAAGCUGAUCGAAGAAUUAUUCUCCGGAGGCAUCAGCUGGGCCGAUGGCCUUGAUGGCCGCGCCGAGAAAACCGUCGAACACCAGGCCGAUCGACUGUCACCACACGGAAAUGCAGGUGCCAGGCAAGCUUUAUCAGACAACCGACUGUCCCCUCCCAGCUUUGAAAGACGGCCACGAAGCUCUUCGAGCAACCAUUUUCGGAAUGAUGCUAAGGGGGCAGAAUUUGUCCCGUCCAAUGACCAUGCAAGGAAAGGCGGAAGCAUUGAGCAGCAACUGUACGACAACCCGAAAGGCAAGGCUUGGAAAAAUCGUAGUUCGGAAUUCGAACUGUCCGAGUUCGAUGUGCGCGAGGACUUGCGGAGUUGGGAGGUGAUGAACCAGGAGUAAUUUAGCGUGGUGCUUGUGGCGUUAGACAUUCCCCUGUAUAAUACCCCCUAUGACUCUUUCUUAUACAUUUGCGCUCUGCUUGGUUGGUUGCUCCAUGACUGGCUGCCGAUAUCUACUUUGUAUCUAAUUGCUCCGGCUGCGAGAUGGAUCCGCAUCUAGACUAGACCGUUUUGGGACUAGCAGAGAUCCCAGAUUGCAUCAAUUCGAGCUUCGACUUUCC
Messenger RNA from Aspergillus sclerotioniger CBS 115572, 1537 nucleotides. Its product is annotated as N-terminal C2 domain-containing protein. The transcript is spliced from 5 exons. Bases 271 to 1317 code for a protein of 348 amino acids. The record is from RefSeq and is a predicted model, not a curated record. NCBI's taxonomy places the organism in Eukaryota, Fungi, Ascomycota, Eurotiomycetes, Eurotiales, Aspergillaceae.